This is a messenger RNA of Ornithodoros turicata, 606 nucleotides long. RefSeq lists its product as uncharacterized. The transcript has a single exon. The record is from RefSeq and is a predicted model, not a curated record. Bases 1 to 606 code for a protein of 201 amino acids. NCBI's taxonomy places the organism in Eukaryota, Metazoa, Arthropoda, Arachnida, Ixodida, Argasidae.
AUGAGAUUAACUGUCGACACUGGGUCAGCGGCUUCGUUACUGCGUCAUGAUGUAUACAAGGUCAAUUUUGAGCGGAAGUACCCGUUAGCACCACCGCCGCGCAAGCUGGUGAACUACAGUAAUCAGAAGAUAUCUGUUUCUGGUUGCUUCGAAGCUAAAGUUGCGUUCUCUGACAAAGUGGGGACGAUUUUGUUCUAUGUUGUACCAAGGGGAACAACCUUGCUGGGACGUGCUGCCGUCCGGGUGUUGAACAUAUGCAUUGAGGGCAAGUCGUUGCAGUGUUUGAGUAUCGACGGGUCUAAUGAGAGUGUCUUGCCGCCAGAUAUAAGAAGAGAGUUCGGACAGUUGGUUGAGAAACGAAUUGGUUUUGCAAAAAGAUUUACGCAUAAAGUGCAUGUGAAGGCUGAUGUCAAACCUGUAGCACAGAAGUUGCGUCGGCUACCGCUGGCGUUGACAGACAGGGUGUCCAAAGAACUGAAUAAGCUCGAAAGUGAAGGCAUCAUUGAAAGGGUUGAUGCAAAGCCGUGGGUGUCACCAAUUGUGGUGGUUCAGAAGCGCGACGGUAACAUUCGACUGUGUGUCGAUCUGAGGGAGCCCAACAGCUGA